GUGACGGGGCCGCGCUGAGGGACGGGCCGCUGCAGGACGAGGAAGCUGCAAUGGAGAAUGAGCUGCUGAUGGCCUUUCUUUUGUCAUUUUCCAUAUUGUUCUGCGAAAGUCACCGUCAUGAAGUAGAGCUGGCUACUAUUGCACAGACCUCUGAGACAUUCAUUCUAGAUAAGGCAGCUGGUAUCAACACUGAAUUGGCAACACUUAUGCAGAAGCAUCACCUUCAGGAACUUUUCCAUCGUUAUGGGGAGAACAGUACUUUGACUAUUGAAGGAUUUAGAAAGUUGCUGCAAAACAUAGGAAUAGAUAAAGUGAAAAGGAUCACUGUUCGCCACGAUCAUGAUCACCAUCUUCAUCAUAACCAUGUUAUGCUAAGCAAAAACUUUGAGAGAACAGAUUGCCCAAAUCAUGAAUCUGGUGGUGUAAAUAAAGAUCUUAGUAAUGGUCAGGCAAAGGAAUUACAAAGAGUAGAAAAUGCUGAGCACAAGCAGAACUUGAUAAGCAACAAAAACACUAUUAUGGGAAUAACUGCAUCUAGCAACAUCACUGCUACAGAUGGCAAUCCUGUAUUACAGAAUUCAGAAAUCAGAGAAGUGAAGCCUGUUGUUCAUACAAGUCUAACCAGCCCCAGUGCCAUGAAUGUUACAGAAAGCAGCAGUGUGAGUUUACUUGUUAAUGGAAAAGCUAAUGAAUCACUUCUUUCCCUAAGGGAAUCUGAAAGAGGAAGUUACAUGUAUUCUAAAUUUAAAAACCAAAAUACACAAGAGUGCUUGAAUGUAUCAAAACUGAUGACGUCUCAUGGAAUAAGCACACAAGUAUUGUUGACUGCUACAGAAUUCAGCUAUCUUUGUCCAGCAAUUAUUAACCAGAUUGAUGGCAAAUUCUGCAUAAUGCAUGCAGCUAGUGAAAAGGCUGAAAGCCCUUCAAAAAGCAAUUCUUUGCAAAUAGCUUGGAUUGGUGGUUUUAUAUCAAUCUCCAUCAUCAGUUUUCUUUCUUUAUUGGGUGUUAUAUUGAUACCUCUGAUGAAUCGUGUAUUUUUCAAGUUUCUUCUAAGUUUCCUUGUGUCACUGGCUGUUGGGACUCUGAGCGGAGAUGCUUUUUUACAUCUCCUUCCACAUUCUCAUGGAAAUCAUCACCAUCACCACGAGAAACCUUUACUUGAACAAAAUGAAGAUGCCCUGUUCAAGCAUCUUGUCUUUCAAAGUGUAGAAGAAACUGCUUAUUUGGAUUCCACAUGGAAGGGACUGACAGCCCUUGGAGGCCUGUAUUUCAUGUUUCUAGCUGAGCAUUUGAUCACUUUAAUUAAGCAGUUUAAAGACAAGAAGAAAAAGAAAAAAAAUGAAGAUGCAGAAACUAAGAAGUUUUCAACAAAUGAAGAAAAAUUAGAUGCAGAUUAUCGGCCUGAAGGUUACCUAGGGUCAGAGUCACAAGAUCCAUCACACUUCAUUUCUCAGCAACCUGUGGUACAAGAAGAAGAAGAAGUCAUGAUAGCUCAUUCCCAUCAAGAGGAAGCUGACAAUGAAUAUGUAUCCAGGGGGUGUAGAAAUAAAUGUCAUUCACAUUUACAUGACACUCUUGGACAGUCAGAUCAUCUGAGUCACCAUCAUCAUGACUACCAUCAUAUUCUGCAUCACCAUCAUACCCAGAACCAUCAUCCACACAGCCACAGUCAGCGCUACUCUCGCGAAGAGCUGAAGGAUGCUGGGAUUGCUACUCUAGCCUGGAUGGUGAUUAUGGGUGAUGGACUACACAACUUCAGUGAUGGCUUAGCAAUUGGUGCAGCCUUUACUGAAGGUUUAUCUAGUGGAUUAAGUACUUCUGUGGCUGUAUUUUGUCAUGAAUUACCCCAUGAGUUAGGAGAUUUUGCUGUACUUCUAAAAGCUGGCAUGACUGUCAAACAAGCUGUUCUUUAUAAUGCUCUGUCAGCUAUGCUAGCAUAUCUUGGAAUGGCAACUGGGAUUCUUAUUGGUCACUAUGCUGACAAUGUUUCAAUGUGGAUAUUUGCACUUACUGCUGGCUUGUUCAUGUAUGUGGCUCUUGUUGAUAUGGUGCCUGAAAUGCUGCACAAUGAUGCUAGUGAUCAUGGAUGUAGCCGUUGGGGAUAUUUCCUGUUACAGAAUGCUGGAAUCCUGUUAGGUUUUGGGAUUAUGCUGCUUAUCUCUGUGUUUGAACAUAAAAUUGUGUUCAGCAUAAACCUAUAA
Messenger RNA from Emys orbicularis (European pond turtle), 2201 nucleotides. RefSeq names its product solute carrier family 39 member 6 (gene SLC39A6). Bases 51 to 2201 code for a protein of 716 amino acids. The transcript is spliced from 10 exons. Gene Ontology annotation, biological process: intracellular monoatomic cation homeostasis; zinc ion import across plasma membrane. Lineage: Eukaryota; Metazoa; Chordata; Testudines; Emydidae. Gene Ontology annotation, molecular function: zinc ion transmembrane transporter activity; monoatomic cation:bicarbonate symporter activity. The record is from RefSeq and is a predicted model, not a curated record. Gene Ontology annotation, cellular component: plasma membrane.